Messenger RNA from Ascoidea rubescens DSM 1968, 4002 nucleotides. RefSeq names its product P-loop containing nucleoside triphosphate hydrolase protein. The coding region runs from base 1 to 4002 and encodes 1333 amino acids. The record is from RefSeq and is a predicted model, not a curated record. Gene Ontology annotation, molecular function: 5'-3' DNA helicase activity. NCBI's taxonomy places the organism in Eukaryota, Fungi, Ascomycota, Saccharomycetes, Ascoideales, Ascoideaceae. The transcript has a single exon.
AUGGAAGGUCUUAGAAAUAGAUCAAACACUGACCCAAGACGUUCUUCAAAGCGUUUUUCAAAGUUGGAUUUUUCAAAUUAUAAUUAUAAUAAUGGUGAUUGGGAAUUAACUGAUUCGCAAACUUCUCCCCAAGCUAGAGAUAUCUCAAGGAUGAAUAGCCCCAGUAUUGCCAGUAACCAUGGUAGUUUUAGCUCGAGCCCUUAUGUUAACUCUAAUAACUAUGUCCCAAGUCAAAACUAUUACAACAACAACAACAACAAUAGCAGCGGCACUAACAUUAAUAACAAUUCUAGGAGAAAUAGCAACAUAGGUUUUAAGAGGAAUGGUUCAGGUAAUAAGAGAAACAGCAGUUCUUUCAGAAACAGUCUGAGUUUUAACCAUAUUAGAGUUGGAAGUCUUAACAACAUUAACCAUUUGUUUACUAAUAAUUACAAUAAUACCAAUUCUAGUACCAAUAACAAUAACAACAAUAACAACAACAGCAACAACAACAACAAUAAUAAUAAUAAUAAUAAUAAUAAUAAUAAUAAUAAUAAUAAUAAUAAUAACAACAACAACAAUAACAAUAAUAACAAUAAUUACAGAAGUUCAUUAAACAGGUCCAAUUCAUCAAAAAGAAAUAGUUUGUUUAAAAAAAAUAAAACCACUUUAAUUCUUGAUAAAUUCAGUAAAUUUACCAAUACAAAUCAAACCCAUCACAACAAUAAUUCUAACACAAAUGCUAACGCUAAUUCUAACACAAAUAGUGCAAAUGCAAAAUCAACAAGUUCUCACUGUUCUUAUUGCGGAGAUUUUAAUCAAAAUUUCCUAUUAUAUUGCAACAUUUGUCAAAAGUUUUUUUGCAAUUCUGGUAGAAAAUUCGCUGCUCAUUUCUCUAUUCAUAUGAAUUUAAACAAUCAUACCUCUUUUUCUUUAAUUAGUUAUAAUAAUCAUAAUACCCAUACCCAUAAUUACAACUCCAAAUUUGGUCAUAAUCACUCAAACUUAAUUAAUUCCUCCUAUUUACCCAUAUCCUGCGAAUCAUGCAACUCUAAUAAUAUCAACAAUUUAAACUUUAUCUUAAUCAAUAAAUCAAGUAAUGAAUUGGUUGAUUUUAAUAAUGAUGAUUACUUAUUUCCAAAUGAAUAUAAGAAAUUUAUUUUUUUUUGUUCCUCUUCGGUUAAUCAAUCUUGUUUUAAUAAUAUCAAUAUCAAGUAUUUCAAUAAUCAAGAUAUUGAAAGCGAUCAAUUUAUCAAUCCUGUUAUCUUAAACGGUUUCUUGAAUCAUUUUAUACUUAGAAAAAAUAAUUCAAAGAUUAAUAGCACAAUUUCAAAUUUAAAAUUAACCGAUAUUUAUCUUUAUGAAAAUUGUAUUAAAGACUCAGAUUAUAAAUUUUCCUUAAUUGAUUUCCUAAAUGAUCAAUAUCAAAACAAAUUUUUGUAUCCAAACUCGAAUGAUAACUCAAAUAUUCAUAAUAAUAACAACAAUAAUAAUAAUGCAUUUCAUAAUACACUUAAUGAUUUAUCAUUUUCUUCAACAUCUACAUCUCAAUUUUCUUCUUAUUAUGAUAACUUUAACGACUUUUUAUUUCAUAAUACUAAUUUAUUAUUUAAUAAUCAAGUUUUCCAACUAAUGACCCCAACAAAUAACAAUAACUACAAACUAUCUAAAAAUUUAGCUUUUGUUCCUUAUAAAUCUAUCAAAUUUAAUUUUUCGGAUUUAACUUGUAUUAUUAGAUUAAAUACUAACUAUAAUAUGCCUUAUUUUAGUACUGAUCAAGUGAUUGCUUUAAAAUUUUUUUCAUCAAAUGAUGAAAAUGAUAAAAAUAAUAAUAAAUCAAAUAAUAAAUCACAAAAUAAAAAUAGAAAUAGAAAUAAAAUUGAAGAUCAAGAUAAUCAAAAUUAUAAAAUUAUGUUUUGUUUUAUUGAAGAAUUACCAAAUAAUGAUUAUAACCCAGAAUUGAAAUUGUCAAUUUUACAAUAUAACUAUACUUCACCUGAUAAUAAUAUUUAUAAUACCUUUUUAAUUGAUCCGUUUGUUGAUUACAACCAAACUCCCGUUUUGAAAUCAAAAAUUCUUGAUGACGAUUCUAUUAAUAAUGACGAUGAUAGUGAAGAUAUAAAAUCGAAUAUUGAUGACAAUGAAGAAAAUGAAGAAAAUAAAAAAAUCUUUUCUCUACCAUCAGUUGUUAGUGAUACUAGAUUAUUUAAUAUUUUGCCCUUUGAUUUGGCUUAUUCAAGAAUAAUAAUCACCUUAUUUAGAAUCUCAACAGGUGAAAUUGAAUUAAAUGAAUUCUUAAUGAAUUUAGUUUUAGGUAGAAAAUUUGAUAAUUUUGAAUUCAAUUCAUUGACAAUGAAUAAUAUUGAUUAUAAUAAAACAUAUUAUCAUGAGAAUUGUAACUUUUUGCAAAAAAAAGUUAUUGAUCAUGUUGAUCAAUAUCGAUUUACGUUAAUUGAUGGUUAUCCCGGUACAGGUAAAUCAUUAACAAUUUCAUCAAUAAUUCAAAACUUAAUCAAGAAUAAUUCCAAACCAGUUUUAAUUUGUUCUGCAUCAAAUUUAUCAAUUGACAAUGCUAUUUUAAAUUUGAUUAAAAUCAAGCCAAAUUUCAGAAUUUGCAAAGUUGUAUCAGAUUUAAAAGAAAGUUUUUAUGAUAUUGAUCACAAGAUUGGUAAAUAUUGUUUUCAUAAUUCGGUAUUAAAUUCUAAUAGAACAGAAUUAGUUAACCUUUAUCUCAGCAAUAAAUUUAAUUUGGAUAAUGACAAUAUUAUUGGUAAUAUUAAUAAUAAUAAUAAAAAAAUGACUAAAUUAUACAAUGAUUUUUUCAAUAAUCAAGAUAUUAUAUUUACUACUUGUUAUUCAUCAUUAGAUCCCAAAUUAGAAGAUAUUAAUUUUUCAUCAAUUAUAAUAAUUAAUGCAAAUCAAACAUCUAAUUUAUUAUCAUUAUUGCCUAUUAGCAGAAAUUGUUCAAAAUUAAUUAUGGUUGGAGAUUCUAAGCAAUUGACUCCAUUUGUUAAUAAUAACAAUAAUCUUUUCGAUUAUAAAGUAUUAAAGGAUACAUUAUUUAGAAGGAUCUUAAUUAAUAAUAACAGUAGUCCUGUAUUAUUAAAUGAGCAAUUUCGAAUGAAUUCAAAAUUAUUAGAAUUUCCAUCGAAAUUUUUUUAUAAGAAUAAUUUAAUUAAUAGCUAUAGUAAAGAGGAUAAUGAUUUUUUUAUUAAGAAAUUCAAUUCAUCUAAUCAUAAGAAAUUAAAGAAUAGACUUCAAAUCCCAGUUAUAUUUUGGGAUCAAAUAUUCAAUAAGAAUUAUAGAGAAAGAGAAUUUUAUUAUAAGAAGAAGUUUAAUAACAUUGAUAAUUUUCUCGUCAAUCAAAUUACUUAUGAAAAUCAUGAAGAGGUCAAUAAGAUCGUUUCAUUAGUUAAACAUUUGGUAUUUAAUUUUAAGAUUAAAGCUAAUAAAAUUGGUAUUGUUACGCUAUACACUGGUCAAAGAAUGUUGCUUGCAAAAUUAUUAUAUGAUGAAUUUUUUAAAAAGGCCAAUAAUAAUAAUAAUAAUAAUGUGAACAAAUCAAUUAAUAAAAUUGAAGUUGGAGAUAACUUAAUUGGAACUGAAUUUAGAGAAUUUUCAACUAAAUCCCGAGUUGUGUUAUUUGAGGAUAAUAAUAUCAACGAAUUCGAGUUAUCGAUUAUUAAUCAAGUUAAGGGAAUUGAGAUUGGUACAGUUGAUUCAUUUCAAGAUUAUUCUAAAGAGUAUAUUAUUUUGUCGACAGUAAAAUCUGAAAAUUUGACUGUUAACAAUAAUUUGGAUCAAUUAAAACUACUUAAUGAUGAAAAUAGAUUGAAUAGUAUUAUUACUAGAUGUGAAAAUGGAUUGUUUAUUAUUGGGAAUUCCAAAGUAUUAAGUUCAAGUUCAAAGAUUUGGAAUAAUUACUUGAGUUAUUUAUAUGAUUCAGAUAGUGUAUUUGAUGGGGAUAAAAUUGAAGAAUUGGAUAAUAAAGCAUUUAAAGAGCAUCUUGUUUAUCUUAAAUAG